UUUAUUGUGUUAACAACUUUAGAACCAAUGUUGCAGCAUUAUUUGGGAAAAUGUAAGUCACCUCGUAUCACCAUUGACAAAAAAGAAACUGUUGUAGUUUUCGCGUUGCAUUGUGGGAGUUACAGUUUGUGCCACAUAUCCGUUUCUAUAAGGUAACUUUGUACAGUCACACUGAGCCGCGAAACAAAUCCAGCAGGCGAACUGAGCUCCUCACCUUCAGGAUGUUUUUCCUGGACUUUUAUUUCGCGUAUGGGUGUCGUUCAAUGGAUUCUAACUUCAAACACUGGAAAUAAGGCAUUUUUGGAAAACUUUUACGGCUCUCUAGCUAAUGAGGAAUAGCUAGUUUUAGCGGACCGCUGCCAAGAUUAGCCAACAGCUAACAAUCGUUUUCAAUGAUAGGACUGUAUUUUACUGCUGGGUUGUUAGAACCCAGGCCGCUUUGGACUUUUUGACAAUGGUCCAGGUCUCUACCUGCAGUUUGCGUAGACUGGGACCGCUGUAUGACUUUUAAAAGCUGCUUUGUACAGUAUGGGUAAUGAUAAGCAGAAUUUACACAGGGGGGUUGACGUGAGUGCUGUAACCAGUUAAAGGCGAUUGUCUUUAUUGAUUUAGCCGUUCCUUAGCCAAAGAACUAUAUUAGUGAUGAGAGGAAAAUCCACAACGAAGGUGUGAACCACUGCCAAUUUGCAAAUAAUGUCCGACUCGGAAAAUUCCAGCUCCUACUUUGGCUUCGAGGACCCGCAGUGGCUCUGCAUGGUCACGCUGUUCAUUGCAUCCCUGGUUACUCUGGUAGUAUAUUUCGCACAAUACUUCCAGCAUUGGAUUGUAGGGACGACACAGGCAGCAGUAGAGGACAAUGCGGCGGAGGAGGAAGGCGCUGCUCUGCUGGGAUGGGCGCUGUCACUAAAAAGCUGGAAAAGUCAAUGGAGGGGAGCUUGGUGCAAGGCUUUAAACGACGAGUCCGUGACGCGUGGGGGGGAUGUUUUGUUGAAAUUCGAAGAGGAUGGUCUCGAGGCAUCAGAACUGAUGCUCAGCAAAGUGUCCAGCUUUCAGAAGUCGGCCUCGAACAAGGCCGCUCGCUGCAGUGUGGUUGGAGAGAAGCUGCAGUUCUCUGUCAGCACCGUGUCCACGGCGGAUCCGUGUAAAUACACGGUGUCUAUAUCCCCUCUGGAGCUGCAGCUUCACCUACACAUACAGGAAGCAGAAGAUGAGGUUAAGGUGAGCUGGGAGGUCUCUCAUCUGGACACGGAGGAGCUGCGGGUGACGUCCGAUCUCGGCCAGGAGGGCACCGACCCGUACAGCACGGCCACCGUAAAGGAGCAGGUGAAAUGGCUGCUGUGUGCCACGCGUCCCUCUGUGCUCCUGAGCUGCAGGCCUGCUCAGGCCUCAGAGGUCAGGGAUGCUCAUGCAAAAGUGAUGUCACCCCCGAAGCCCCCCCGAGCCCACGACUGGAAGCUGCUUGUGAAAAACAUCCGGGUCACACUCAAUCAGGAGGAUGCUGCAGGCAGCUUGAAUCCUCUGUGUGUGCUGCAGUUAGACGACCCCUCACAGAGGUUUAACACCUCGGUUCUGAAGAACACCAACAAUCCUGCCUGGGACCAGCCCUUUAUAUUUGAAUUGAAUGGACGAUCAAAAGAGCUCAAUGUUCAGGUUGUGGACGACGGACAACCUGCAGAGAAGUCCUUACUGGGUCAGGUGUCGGUGCCUUUUGAUCUUGUGAAGAAGGAGCCCAAAGGACAGCAAACUUUUUCACUCAUGACCAAAGACGUGGUGACCGGCUCUCUCACCACCGACUUCACCUACCUGGAGCCCAGUGAGGUGAGGUCAUGGCAGACUCCCACCCCGGCCUCCAAUAAGAGGGUGGAGAUGGACCGCACGGUCAUGCCCUGUGGCACCGUGGUCACCACCAUCACAGCAGUGAAGAGCAAACCAGGACGACCCCUCCCUAUCAGCAUCGAUCCCGCCCAGAAGCCGGGCGUCAGCAAGCCUAAACUGGCUGAGCGCCGGGUUUCGGAGCAGGCGUCCAUGCUGGGGGGCAUCGUAAGCAAGGCCUUGUCCUCCUCCGACACCGAGCUGCUGAUGCUCAACGGAACCGACCCGGUGGCUGAAGCAGCCAUCAGACAGCUCCACCACUCCGCCAAGCAGAAGCUCAAGUCCCCGGUAAAGAAGAGCACCAUCAUCAUCUCAGGCAUCGCCAAAACUCCCCUUUCUCAGGACGACGAGCUGGCUCUGAUGGCGGGCUAUGCUGCGGCCAUGGACGCCUCCAUGUCUGAGAGCAGCUCGACCCAGGAUAUGACCACGGCCAUCGCAUCAGGGCCCAGCAGCCCUCCAGAUACGUCUGAGCCCCAGGAAGGUCCAGGCGGAGACGGCCGGCCGCCCGACGACUGGGAGAGCCAAACCGGAGAGGAGCUGGAGCACACUUCGCUUUCCAUGUGUGUAUCUGAGGCGAGCUGCAAGAAGAGCAGAGGAAGCUUCCUUCAGAAGAGCGCCAAGCUCUUCUUCCGGCGGCGCCACCAGCGCAAAGAACCGGGGAUGAGCCAGUCACACAAUGACCUGGUUUACCUCGAGUCUCCGGCCGGAGUGGAGCGCGCCAGCCGGACGGCCACGCUUAGCCGCAUGCUUAGCCGCAAGAAAAAGAGCAAGAGCAAAGCUAAUGGCUCUACCUCCAUAGGGGAGCCCCACCUGUGACCACCCCCCCCACACAGCCCUUCACAGUCCCCUCCACAGCUACCAUCAUCACCUCAGAAGCUGCACUGGCACGCAUCCCGGCUAACCCGCUCCCCCUGAAGCCCGUCCUGCAUACCGGGGCGCCUGCACUGUGAAAGGAAGGCUGAGCAGAUGAAAAAGGCCGUACCCCAGAAAAAAGCUGAAAUUCCUCCAAAAACAAGCAAGAAAGGUAACCCGUCCUGAGCUGGCGGCUUUUCAGAGGAUAUCGAGUUUCCUUCAUUAUUUGAUUUCAUGCAACAUUUUUGACAUCUUAAGUGCUUUUAUGACCCCGUCACGGGCAGAAGGGACUGGCAUGGGUUAUCCCUCUUUACCUCCCUGCUGUGAACCGUGCGUUUGCUGCGGUGCAUCAACAGGACCAAAGACAAAGAGCAGACUGGUGUUUGUAUGAUUUGCACAAUUUGAUGAGCUUUUGUUUAAAGUGCAAUGACGGCAGCUGCUCAUGUGAAACAGACUUUUCUUUAGUUCUUCAUGUUAGAAACAUCCUGAAAGGAAGAUCUUCUUUUCACCGCACAUCCGGCCCAAGUGACAUCAUCACACGACUACUUUGACACUAAUUUUAUUAAAUAAGUUGUUUUAAGAAAUUUUAAAUGUGUUCCAAAUAAGACUUUAUGAUAUAUUUAAUAUUGAUCUGGUGGACUCUGAGUCCUUAGACUCCUACUUUUUUUCCCCAUGUAUAAUGUUGUAGUCUUUAUCCUUGGAUCAGACUACACUAUUAAAGUGUAUCAAUAAGAGAUCAAGAAAUAUCGAACAGUUUAAGAAAAUUGGGGAUAAAAGUGGGGAUCUAAAUACUCGGAAAGCUCUUUCUAAAAACUGUCAAACACAGUUAACAUGCUAAAUGAGCUGAUGUCAUGCAGCAUUGUUCAUUAAAAUAAGUUUGCAGACUUUCAGGAAGAAGCCAGAUUAAUUGAGCUUCCUGCAGUGUUUUUUAGGCAACCAACUAUUUUCUAUUUGUCUUCCGAAGAGAUUCCUUCUGUACGUCCUGCUGUCAGCAGGCGGUUGUUCAUGUGUCAAAAGGGAACUGAGUGGACCUUUUAUCCAGGGACUGUGACACUACCUACAUUUUACAUAUACUUGUUAAAUUAAUUCAAUUUGUUCUGCCCUAGUUGUGUUUUCCCAAUUUAGCUGAAUGGAAGAAACUCUUCUCUCUGUCUUUUAAUGUUUUAUUGGUUUUAAAACUUGUAGCUUGAGAACAAAAAGCAAGGCUUUUGGAAAUAGUCUGGCUGCUUUUCUUCUCUUUUUUUAUCCAGCUAAUGAUUGUACUUUGUGUGAGCAGCUUGUUUCUGUGCCUCCUUUGAACUACUGUUUUGUAGGGAAGUUGCUCUGCUCAGUGAACCGAUGCAGUGACAGAAGUGCAAAAUCGCCUUACGGUUUCUCUGAGCAUGAUGUCACGGCUGCUCCGGACUUGGUCCUGAGGUCACAUCCUUCAUCACACAGUCCUGAGAGCUGUUGGGGUGGCUCUGAGAGACAUCUGCCAUCCUCUAGCGCAUCUAUUAUCGAGAAGCCUAUGCACGUUACAUAUCUGUUUACUGAGUGUUUACAUUAUUAGACUAUCUGAAAAGUGAGAACACUUUUUCUGCAGAAACGGUGCCGGUGACAGUGUCCUGGUACAUACGUGGUUGCACUGUAAAUCUGUCCUGAAUAUCCAAAUGGAAACACCUUCACCCUGAAGAAUGGAAGGGAAAACGGGUCUUUUGGGUCACCCUCAGCUCCGGAGCUGCUGUUACAGGCUCCACAUAGCAGCUACUGUGCUGCACUCGGUCAGGAUAAGAGCCGUAUGUGAUUAUUAAACUGCUUCCUUAUGUUAGGCAUCUGCUCUGUGCACAGAAACCGGCUGACAUAAAUGCUGCAGAAUGUCCCCGCAGGAACUGUAACUAAAACACAAGUGGAGAGAUUUCAUUCGCAGCAAUAAAUGAGUGAAUAACUGAGA
Molecule: messenger RNA, 4654 nt
Organism: Menidia menidia (Atlantic silverside)
Lineage: Eukaryota; Metazoa; Chordata; Actinopteri; Atheriniformes; Atherinopsidae
Source: the annotation of a GenBank genome assembly